UAUUGACGCCUGACAACACUGACUACAAUAAAAAAUAAGUAAUUGUAUGGUUUAAUCUUGUGCCUCGUCUGCAAGAUACGGUCUUUAGUUGCGAAAAUAAAAUCACUGCAUAGUUUCUUGUGAGUGUCCACAUACAGUUGGGUUGAAAUUAUCAAACUUACUAUCUAAUUUAAAAAAUUGACACCAUUCAUAAAACAAAACUUUUAGCUGUGUAAAUUAUUAGAUUUUUUAAAAUUCAAAAAAUGGAGGACGAUCUUCCUUCUAAGUACGAAGUCAUCGUAAUAGGCACUGGUAUGACAGAAUCUAUUGUUGCAGCAGCAGCAAGUCGUAUUGGCAAACGUGUACUUCAUUUAGAUGGAAAUGAUUAUUAUGGUGGAAUGUGGGCUUCAUUUACAUUUGAAGCUCUUCAAAAAUGGCUUAAUGAAUGUCAAAGUGGUAAAACAUUAGAAAAUUCAAAAGAGUCAACAUCUUUAAUCUGUGAAAAAGAAAAGGCUGUUUCUAUUGGCAAUCAAUUUUCUACAGUGUUUAAUAUUGAAGAAAAAUGGUUUAUUCCUGAAAAACUUCCAUCAAAUUGUAAUUUUCAAAGUGCUAAAAUUACUCAAACUGAAGAAAGUCCUAAAGAAAAUAAAGACGGAGAAAUUGAGUCUGAAACUACAUUAAAGCAAAAUGAUAAACUUUGGUGUCAGGAAAAAAUUAAAAGUUUAGGUCGUAAAUUCAAUAUGGAUUUAGCACCUAAACUUUUGUUCUCGCGUGGUACAUUAGUAGAACUUCUAAUUUCAUCAAAUAUAUCGCGUUAUGCUGAAUUUCGUUGUGUUAAUCGUAUUUUGACAUGGCUUGAUAAUAAAUUAGAAACUGUUCCUUGUUCUCGUGCUGAUGUUUUUGCUACUAAAAAUGUUAGUCUUAUAGAAAAACGACAACUUAUGCAACUUUUAACUUUAUGUGUGGAAUACAAACCAGAAUGCGAUGAGUUUAAAGGAUUUGAAGACAAAACCUUGAAAGAAUAUCUAGAAAACAAAAAAUUAACUAAAAAUUUAAUGCAUUAUGUCUUGUAUGCUAUUGCUAUGUCUAAUGAUAAAACACCAUGUAUGAUUGGAGUUGAGAGAACUCAACGAUUUUUAAGUAGCCUUGGUCGUUAUGGAAACACUCCAUUUUUAUGGCCUAUGUAUGGAACUGGUGAAUUACCUCAAUGUUUUUGUAGAUUAUGUGCUGUAUUUGGUGGUGUAUAUCACCUCAAACGUGCAGCUAAUAGUAUUGUUGUAUCAGAUAAUCAAUGUAAGGCCAUUAUAUCAGAUGGAUCAAGACUUGAUUGUGACCAUUUAGUCUUGGGUGUUUCUGACGCUCCUCCUGAGUUUUUAGGUGCAGCACCAAAGGCUGGACUUUCAAGAGGCAUUUUUAUCAUUGACAGGUCAAUAUCUACAAAUGAUAAAGAGUCAUUAACAUUGUUGCAAUUUCCUAUUAAAGGAAAGGAACCUAUUACUAUAAUUGAAGCAGGUCCAUCAACACAUGUCUGUCCUCCAGGACUGUACAUACUUCACAUGACUACAAGACAAGUAGAUAAUGCUUUUAAUGAUUUAAAACCAGCAGUUGAUAAAUUAUUACAUUGCGAUUUUGCUGAUGGAACAACUACCAGAAUUGAUACCGAUACCCAAUCUACUCAAACACCUAAAGAAAAAGAUACCACUGCAUCCAACACGAAGUUAAAUGAUCAAGCUAAUAUUUUAAAACCUCAGUUAUUGUAUUCUCUAUAUUUUAACUGUCCAGAAACUUCAGAGUAUGAUUUAUCACGUAAUGUUCCCAGUAAUGUUCAUCUAUGUUCAGGUCCUGAUUUAGAAAUAGACUAUGAAUUUGCUGUUAAACAAGCCAAAACUAUUUUUUCGUCCAUGUACCCUAAUUCAGAGUUUUUACCUCGAGCACCUGAUCCAGAAGAAUUAUCUCUUGAAGUUGAUGAAGCUGCUGGGCCUCCAUUCCAAGGAACUGAAGAACCCAAAGAAGAAUAAUUUAAAUAACAUGAAUUCUGAGUUAAAAAAAAUGUUAUUUUAAGUUUUUAAAUGUAUGAUGUUUCAAAAUAGUCUCUCUUUUUCCCUAUUUUGUUUUUCAACAUACUUUUAUUCUUUCCAUUCCAAUAAAGAAUUUUCGUUUAUUA
Messenger RNA from Daktulosphaira vitifoliae (grape phylloxera), 2143 nucleotides. It is a transcript of the gene Rep, whose product is annotated as rab proteins geranylgeranyltransferase component A 1. The record is from RefSeq and is a predicted model, not a curated record. NCBI's taxonomy places the organism in Eukaryota, Metazoa, Arthropoda, Insecta, Hemiptera, Phylloxeridae. Gene Ontology annotation, biological process: vesicle-mediated transport; intracellular protein transport; protein geranylgeranylation. The transcript has 8 exons. The coding region runs from base 243 to 1997 and encodes 584 amino acids. Gene Ontology annotation, cellular component: Rab-protein geranylgeranyltransferase complex; cytosol; cytoplasm. Gene Ontology annotation, molecular function: GDP-dissociation inhibitor activity.